AUGGAUUUAGAAGUCUUCAAAAAAGUGGAAGCCUUUGUUUGGUCACUUCUUCACCUAGUGGAUAGCGAUGGCGAUGAUGCGACCCACGAAGAAGCACGCUUACCAAGUCAUAUGAACUCUUUAAAGGACUAUGUCCUGGACUUCGAAGGCACCCUUCGAGGAAUACAGACUCUGGUCGGCAACGCACUCGUAACUCCUCCGUUGCGAGUGUCCAUGGGCGGCGCUAAUUGCUUACCAUCAGCAUGCGUAGAAAAAGAAUGCAUCGACUGGGAAGGGAAGUCUGUCCCCCACGGUCUGCUGUAUGUGCCUGGCCCGGGCGUCUGUUCGUUAUGUGUCUGCUACCACUCUGAGCCCAUGUGGUGCAAGGCUAUUUACUGUGAUCCGCCUUAUUUCUGCAAAAACUUCCGCGUCGGAGCACGAUGCUGUGAAUUCGAGUGCCUCGACCCUCCUGGUGAAGACGUGCGGUACAGGGAAAGGGAGCGACUCCGAGCCCUCAUCCUCUCCGGCAACUCCUCAGCACCCCACCAUGGACCCUCCAUGGAACUCAAAGCCGGGAUCUCCCUCCUAGCAGUAGUCGUCGCACGAUUCGUAUGA
This is a messenger RNA of Spodoptera exigua (beet armyworm), 594 nucleotides long. NCBI's taxonomy places the organism in Eukaryota, Metazoa, Arthropoda, Insecta, Lepidoptera, Noctuidae. The record is from the annotation of a GenBank genome assembly.